Girardinichthys multiradiatus is the source of this 2505-nucleotide messenger RNA. Its product is annotated as taste receptor type 1 member 1. The transcript is spliced from 6 exons. NCBI's taxonomy places the organism in Eukaryota, Metazoa, Chordata, Actinopteri, Cyprinodontiformes, Goodeidae. Gene Ontology annotation, cellular component: membrane. The record is from RefSeq and is a predicted model, not a curated record. Gene Ontology annotation, biological process: G protein-coupled receptor signaling pathway. The coding region runs from base 1 to 2505 and encodes 834 amino acids. Gene Ontology annotation, molecular function: G protein-coupled receptor activity.
AUGUUUGGUAUUGUGUUACUUUCCUCAGGCUGGUUGAUGCUGCAGUUAGCGGCUGGAAAGUUAGAUUACACUUCUCAGGCUGAGGGGAUGCAGCUCCAGGGUGAUUAUUCCUUCGCUGGACUCUUUCCGCUCCAUUACACUGAUAGACCUGGUACUGGUCUGCCUGCUUUGGUGCCAUGUGAUCAAGGAAGACCCAACAAACAUGGGUUUCACUUAAUGCAAGCCAUGAGAUUUGCAGUGGAAGAAAUCAACAAUGGCACUGGCCCAUUGUCCCUGCUACCAGGAGUAAAGCUUGGUUACCAGAUGUACGACAUCUGCUCUAACCCAGCCAGUGUCCAGGCCACGAUGGACUUACUGGAGCAGCAAUACCAGAACUCCAGCAAUACUCAAAAAGCACUUGGUGUAAUUGGGCCAGACAGCAGCAGCAAGAGUUUUACGCCUGCUGCUCUGCUGGGAGCUUAUCUGAUUCCACAGAUUUCCUAUGAGGCAUCAAAUGAAAUGCUGAGCAAUAAGAACAUGUAUCCGUCAUUCUUCCGCACGAUUCCAAGCGACAAGAACCAGGUGACAGCUAUGAUCCAACUCCUGGUUCGGUUCAACUGGACGUGGAUAGCUCUUUUAGGCAGCGACAAUGAUUAUGGACUGCAGGGUAUGAUGAGCCUGUCAGAACAAGCCCCUCAAUAUGGUAUCUGUAUCCCAUACCAAGGAAUCAUCCCCACGGCCUCUGAUGACAUAGUUCAGACCAUGAGAAACAUGGUGGACAACAUACUGAAAACCAAAGUGAACACCAUUGUGGUGUUUUCAAGCAAGACAAAGUUCUAUGACUUCCUCCCAUAUGUCCUGGAGAGACACAUAACAGAAAAGGUGUGGAUUGGGACGGAGGACUGGUCACCGUCCACUCUCAUAUCCGGGAUUCCUGGGAUCCAAACCAUCGGCACUGUGAUCGGCGUCUCUGUCAAGGAUGCUGCCAUUUCUGGGUUUGCCAAUUUCCAGAAGAAUACGAUCAAAGCUUCAAUGCAAGACGUCAAUGAACACCUCAAUGUUCCCAUUAGCAGUGGCAAGGACUGUCUGCAGAGCACAGACCUGCACACCCUCGCUAGAAAUAACUUCUCCAUGGAUAAAUAUGACAUCACCUCCUCCUUCAGUGUUUAUAAGGCAGUGUAUGCUUUAGCUCAGGCUCUGCAUCAGGUGCUUGAUUGUGAUUCAGGAGAGUGUAGCAAGAGACGUGUGACUCCACCAGAGCUUUUGUCACCACUAAGGGAGGUUCGAUUUUCUCUCAGCAACUCCUCUGUGUACUUUGACAUCAAUGGUGACCCACCCACUGGGUAUGAUAUAGUCUCCUGGGUUUGGAGGGGGAAGGACUGGUCUCUAAGAGUGGUAGGCUCCUUCACACCGGACCCCGUCACCCUCACAGUGGAUGCUGGUCUGAUAGAGUGGCACGGCAAAGGAGACUCAGAAUCAGUACCUCAGUCCUUCUGCUCUCCACCUUGCCCAACAGGCCACAAGAAGCUGCUGACGGGUCAACAUAAAUGCUGCUUUGACUGCCAGGCUUGUCCAUUGGCCACAUUCCUCAAUAAAAGUGAGCAAACAGAAUGUCAGGCCUGUCUGCCGGAGCAGUGGGCUCCCCCAUCCAGUGAGGACUGUCAGAACAGGACUGUGAUACUGCUGGACUGGGUCCACCCUCUCUCCAUAGCUCUUCUCUUCUUUUUGGCAACGUGCCUCCUCCUGACCUCUAGCACCGCCAUAAUUCUUCUGCUCAACCUGAACACACCGGUGGCCAAGUCUGCAGGGGGCCGCACCUGCCUCCUGAUGCUGGCAGCCCUGACCAUCGCUGCCCUAAGCACUUUGUGCCACUUUGGCAAGCCGUCCCCUGUGGCCUGCAUCCUGAAGCAGCCUCUGUUCAUCAUCAGCUUCUCUGUGUGCUUGGCCUGCAUCACAGUGCGCUCCCUCCAGGUCGUCUGCAUCUUUAAAUUUGCAUCCAAGCUGCCGCCGGCUUAUGACAGGUGGAUGAAAAAACAGGGUCCAGAGGUCACCAUCUUUCUGGUGUCUGUCACUAUCUUGUUCAUCUCUGUGCUCCGGGUAUCCCUCGACACUCCACUGCCUUCCCAGGACCUGCAGUUCUACCACGAUAAAAUUGUGCAGGAAUGCAGUAAAACCCUUUCUGUCGGCUCAGGCAUUGAGCUGGCAUAUGUCUCUCUCCUCAGCGUCCUCUGCUUCUCUUUCAGUUACAUGGGGAAGGACCUGCCAGCCAACUACAACGAAGCCAAGUGUGUCACCUUCAGCCUGAUGGUGUACAUGAUCUCCUGGAUAAGCUUCUUCACCCUCUACCUCAUUGACAGAGAAACCUUCACAAUGGCUGCGCAGGUGUUUGCCACGCUUUUCAGUGUCCUGGCCUUCCUGGCUGGAUACUUCCUUCCUAAAAUAUACAUUAUUGUUCUUAGGCCACACAUGAACACCACAGCACACUUCCAGAACUGCAUUCAGAUGUACACCAUGAGCAAAAACUGA